Rhizophagus irregularis DAOM 181602=DAOM 197198 is the source of this 630-nucleotide messenger RNA. RefSeq lists its product as uncharacterized. Gene Ontology annotation, molecular function: heme binding; iron ion binding; monooxygenase activity. Lineage: Eukaryota; Fungi; Glomeromycota; Glomeromycetes; Glomerales; Glomeraceae. The record is from RefSeq and is a predicted model, not a curated record.
ACGUGAUAUCAAUGUUACGAAAAAUGUCUGACACUGAAGGAGGUACUGUAAGUAAAAAAAGAACUAUGCAUCACUUUUUAAAAUUGAAAUUUAUUUAUUUCUAAAUCUUUUGGGUCAUAGAUGGCAAAUUUAAUUUGCUUUAUUGCCGAAGUGAAACAACGAUUACGACAAGAAAUUGAGUAAAGACUUAACAAGGCCCAUAACAUUCAGUAUAAGGAUCUUGAUGAAUUAAAAUAUUGUGAAGCAGUUAUCAAAGAAGUACAUCGUCAUCAUCCUCUAUCUUUUGCAAUUCUUUCAAAUGCUUUAUGGUGCAAUGAUGAAAGAGAAUGAUAAAUAUUUACUUGAAAAACAACAUGUGAAAGAUUCUUUUACUAUAUGGGGAAGUGGAAUUAGAAUCUGUCCAGGAAGAAAAUUAGCAACAUUAGAAUCAAAGUGUUUAAUUUCUUUGAUUUUUAGAAAAUAUGAUAUAGAAAUAGCAGACCAUUCAAAUGUAGAUCAGAGUUUGCAAAGAAUUGUUAAAAUUAAACCAAGAAAAUAAGAGAUAAUUACACUUUCUUUUCUUAAAAUGGUAGUUAAAUUUGACUAAAAAAAAUGUUUUUAACCUGAUAAAAUGUUAUUGGAAAGGAUAAU